Daldinia decipiens is the source of this 1242-nucleotide messenger RNA. RefSeq lists its product as uncharacterized. Lineage: Eukaryota; Fungi; Ascomycota; Sordariomycetes; Xylariales; Hypoxylaceae. The coding region runs from base 1 to 918 and encodes 305 amino acids. The transcript has 3 exons. The record is from RefSeq and is a predicted model, not a curated record.
AUGCUAUUAAUUAGAAGCACGUUGCUCUUUCUUCUUGAAAGCUAUUUGGUUUUGCAGGUAUUGGCCGUGACCUGUUACCACCUCGACGGCACAAAUGCAGGACCAUCGAACGAAGUGUGCAAUCCUAAUGCUACCGGAGUAGAAGGAUCCCAUAGCGCAUGCUGUAGCGCUGAGAACGGAGAUGCAUGUCUAUCAACCGGCCUGUGUCUGAACACCAUCGCUCGCCAGCAGAGCCACCUGCUCUGGUCGACAGCAUGCACGGAUCCAACGUUCAAAGACCCGAGCUGUCCUCAGUACUGCCUUGGACUCAAACUCGAUAACGCCCAUCUAAAAACUUGCAACGAUACCUUUUGGUGCUGCGCAAGCGACGCAAAUGUGUUGACAACACAACUUUGCUGUGACAAUGCCUUUAAGCUAACACAACCUAUCGGUACUGUUGUCGCACAGCUCCAGUCUGGUAAAGGAGCAAUACCCCUCGCCACAGCGUCCUCUACCAUUUCGGGCUCAUCAAACACCAAUUCCUCGACGGAGAACCCAUCAAGUAUUUCUUCCGGUGCGGUAGCAGGACUAGCGAUUGAAGGUGUCAUCAUUGCUUCUGCUCUUGCGGGGCUAGGGUUUAUGAUUUGGCGGAAUAGACUGUUAAGUCGGAAAGUGAAGGAGGCCGAAGCAGCCGCCGCAGCGGCAACAAGUGCGCAGCAGCAGCAAUACCAAUGGCAACACCCCCCAUCAUCAUAUGCUAAUACAGUCCCUCAUAUGGCCAUGUAUAACUAUGGAGGCCCCGGUGAAACGGAGCCUCCCAAGAGGAGUGAACUACACUCGAGCACCUAUACAGAACUCCCGGGUACAGAUAUUGUUGGCACAGAGCUUUCAUCUGAGACAAGAAGCCCGCGGUCCCCAGGUAUCCCGUUACAGAGGUAACGUAGGUAAUCAUGAGGGUCGCCCUCAAUACUUCUACCUAGCUAGGUAGGUAUGCUUCGAGUCGAGAUGGCCAGCCCAAAUUCAGCCGGAGUUAAUUUUUUCAGGUUAGGUUUAUGGCAGUUUCAUAGGGAUCUAUAUUGUUCUAUGCGUAUAUUAUAUACUCAGAAGAUCUAAUCAGGUACGUAUACCGAUAUGAGAUAGGUUAAGGGGGAUGGGUCAUUGGCAAUGGAUAGGAGUAAAUUAAGACAGGAAUAUUAACUAGGCACCUAACCCAGGUGGACGACACGGUUUCCAUUGAACAAUAACUCACGUACUACAUAAUAU